Adineta steineri is the source of this 3018-nucleotide messenger RNA. NCBI's taxonomy places the organism in Eukaryota, Metazoa, Rotifera, Eurotatoria, Adinetida, Adinetidae. The record is from the annotation of a GenBank genome assembly.
AUGCUCAUCGGGCGUUCUCUGCUCAUUAUUAUUACUAUUAUAUUUUGGACGUUUCUAUUUGGUGCUAUAACAAGUGAAAAUUCCGAUGAACAUCAUCAUGAACAAUUAAAAUUAAUUGUUGUACCUAUUCAAUCAACAGCAUUAUCUGGUUAUCAAACUGAAUGUCAUGAAUCUUGUAUUACUGAUUAUUGUUAUCAAUAUGCUUUAUUAAAUAAAAAUUGUACAAAAUUAAUACGUGAUCAUUGUGAUUGUUGUACUGUAUGUCUUCGAAAAGAGAAAGAUAUAUGCGGUGGAAGAUUCAAUGUUUAUGGUAUAUGUGAACAAGAUUUAGUUUGUUAUAAAUCAAAUAAAACAAUAACAACAGUAAAAAAUCUUCAUGAACAAACUGGAAUAUGUGUUAAAGCAUGUGUAAAAUUUCAAUGUUUAUCAGUUAUUAAAAAUAAUGAGAAAACUUGUGAAUGUAUAAAUAGACGUAUACCGUGCGAUAAAAAUCUUAAUUAUGAUACAAGAGAUAAUUGCCAAAAUCAAUCAAUAUUUCAACAGGAACACGAAUUAAGUUCUUUGAAGACUAGUGAUGCCAAAGACUCAAUUGAUUGUUCAAAGAUUAUUUGUAAUACUGCACCAAUAAAUUCAUCAAGUUGUCCAUCGGAUAGUCAUUUUAUUGAAGAUCAUACGUCUCUAUUAGGAACAUCAUCAUUGACUCUUUCAAAAACUAAUAUUUCAUCAAUUUGUUGUGAACCACGAGGUCAAUGUAUAUGCUCAUCUUGUCCAAAAACUAUAUGUGGAGAAAAUUCUAUUAUGCAAAUAUAUCGUAUAGGCAGCCCAUAUAUUCCAGGACAAUGUUGUGAUAAAUUUAAUUGCAUUACGAAUUCGGAACAAUGUUAUCAUGAUAAAAAAAUUUAUAAUGAGAAUGAAACAUGGUCAAUUGAUCAAUGUACAACAUGUACUUGUCGUGCUGGACGUGUUGAUUGCGCUAUGAUACAAUGUCCAACCUAUACACAUUGUGGAUAUAUGUAUAAGCCAGAAAAUGAAUGUUGUCCAAAAUGUGGAGGUUGUUUAAAUGAUCGUCUUAAUGUUCAACAUAUGAAUUCUACUUGGAUUGAAUCCGAUGGUUGUAUGCGAUGUUGGUGUGAAAAUGGUCGAUCACGUUGUUUAGCUGAAGGAUGUAUAGCUCCACCAUGUGAAAAUCCACGUCAAAUUGCUAAUGUUUGUUGUCCGGUAUGUGAUUAUGAAGAUCAAAAUAAUUUCGAAAAAAAUCUUUCUAUCAUUCAACCUAUAUCAAAAACAUCAAUUUAUAAAUGUCCAAAAUUAGAUAAUUGUUUACUUGUUUGUGAACAUGGUUUAACUAAAGAUGAACAUGGUUGUUUUCAAUGUGCUUGUUCAACUAUGUCAUGUCCAACACCAUUAUGUACGAUUAAAUUUGAAAAAGUAUCUAAACAAUAUUGUUUAUGUUCAUCACCACCUGGUUUAAAUUGUGGCGAAUUACAUUGUGAUAAACAUUGUCCAUAUAGUUAUUCAAUAAAUGAACAAACAGGUUGUCCUUAUUGUGCCUUUGGAUGUCCAAUAUGUGUUUGUAAAAGUAAUGUAACUUCAACUACAGCUCUUAUCGUACAUUCAUGGCCUCGACAAUGUCAAUCGGGUUUAUUUUCUUAUUCAAAUGGUGAAAUAUGGUUUGAUGGUUGUCGACAAUGUUUAUGUCAUAAAGGUGAACAAUUAUGCGCUCUUAUAUCAUGUCCAGCACCGAAAUGUUCACAGCCUAUAUUCUUACCAAAUCGAUGUUGUCCUUCAUGUCCAGAUCCCGGUCUAUUACCAGAACCAACUCCAUCAUCUCAAGUAUGUUACGCCAGUCAAUAUGUAACUGGCGAAGAACUUGAAUUUGAUAAAUGUACAAAAUGUAUGUGUUUACAUAACAUUGCAUUUUGUAGUAUCUCAUUAUGUCCACCACUUUCUUGUUCAUCUCCUAUUUAUGAUUCAUCAUUAUGUUGUCCAAUUUGUCCACCAUCAUCUGAAUCAUUAUCAAUAAUUGAUAAUAAAUUAAAUAUUGAUGACGAUGUAUGUAUACUUGAUAAUGGUAUGAUAAAAAAUGCAGGUGAAUUAUGGACAAAUAAUGAUUGUCAAUCAUGUUUAUGUCCACGUGGUGGUAAUGGACAAAUCGAAUGUUUCUCACAAACAUGUAAACAAGAUUUACCAUGUUCAAAUCCUAUCCUUAAAAAAGGCCAAUGUUGUCCUUUUUGUCUUCCACCAACAGCUGCUGUAGCUGUUUGUAUUUUUAAUUUUAUUCAAUAUCGUUCGGGUGAACAUUGGAAUGUAAGCGAAUGUCAUCAUUGUGAAUGUUUACUUGGAACAAUUGUUUGUCAUCAAUCUAAAUGUCCCCAAUUAACUUGUACUCAAACAGUGACAUUAUCUGGUCAUUGUUGUCCAAUAUGUCGAGAUCAAUUAUCCUUUUUCAAUAAUCAAGACAAACUUCAAAUAUCUUCAUCCCGUGUUGGCUUUUCAAUAAGCAUUGUACUCUUAAUUAUUAGUUUUAUUAUCAUUCUUGUUAUUAUUAUUAUUAUUCUUAUUUAUUUUUUAUUACAUGGAAAAUAUCGAUCUUCAUCAUCAUCAUCAUUAAAUCAAAUAUCAAAUAGACAUCAUCAUCGUUCGCCGAAACUUGCUCAUCAAAAAAAUAUAAUUAAUUCCAAAUCAUCACAUUUAUCUCCUUAUGAAUAUGAUUUAAUAUUAAUGCCAAAUGAUAUGAAUAAUACGAAAGGUAUAUUAUCAUCAUCAAGUAAUAAUCCAUUAACAUCACUGGAACGUAUAUCAUCACAUUCAAUUAUUGGAACAAAUACAACUGGUACAAGUUCAUCAAAUACAGAACUUGAACCAAUUAUAUGGAAUGAAGAUGAUACAAUUAUGAUUCAUGGUAGUACAAGUAGUAAUGAUGAUGAUUAUGAUCAUGAAACAAUUAGUACUGAUAAUGAAAAAUCUCAUCGACAAUAUCAAAUGAUAAAUGGACCUCCUACUAUAAUUUAUGUUUAA